AUGGUUAACAUGAACUUCCAUAAGCGCCUCUCCAACAGCGACUCUGUCAACUCCGUCACGUCCCUCCUCUCUUCCACCCCUUCUACUACCAGCUCCUUCGCCUCCUUCUUUUCUACAACUCCGAGUGAGCGCAGACGAGACACCUUGAGAAUAGGCCUCGUCAGACGUCUCUCCAAUAUCAAGACGCGUGUCCGAGACGAGUGGAAGAAGGGUCAGGGUAAGGAUGUUGUCGUCAAUGCAUUCAGCCAGCAAACAACCAAUGCUAGACACUCUGGCUUGUUCAUGACUAUUUAA
[Torrubiella] hemipterigena is the source of this 294-nucleotide messenger RNA. The record is from the annotation of a GenBank genome assembly. Lineage: Eukaryota; Fungi; Ascomycota; Sordariomycetes; Hypocreales; Clavicipitaceae.